Zea mays is the source of this 3487-nucleotide messenger RNA. Its product is annotated as SBP-transcription factor 11. The coding region runs from base 13 to 3222 and encodes 1069 amino acids. Lineage: Eukaryota; Viridiplantae; Streptophyta; Magnoliopsida; Poales; Poaceae. Gene Ontology annotation, cellular component: nucleus. Gene Ontology annotation, molecular function: DNA binding. The record is from RefSeq and is a predicted model, not a curated record. The transcript has 10 exons.
UCGCAUGUCGACAUGAUGGCACGCGCCAGCCGCCAGCAGGAGUGCAGGACCCAGCCCGGCGCCAUCGCCCUGCUACGACCGUCCGCUUCCCAGCCCAGAGAUCGCCAUCCCAUCCCACCAUCCACGGGCCAAGCGCCGCCGGCCGCCGGCGUCCCGUUCAGGACUUCAGUUCAGGCACUACGGUCAGAUCCACCGCACGGGCCCCACCCCGACGACAACAAACAAGACGACGGCGUCCGCACUGACGCAUGGGCCCCAUCCGUAUGUUGCUGUGGCGUCAAGAUUCGCCAAUCGGACCAACCAAUCUUCCCACUGCACCCGCAGCCAACAACCCCACACUGGUCUGGGGUGGCCCUCUCGUCAGCGAGCACGCGCGGGGCAGCCCCGGUUGUCCAGCGCCGCCCACCUACCUGCCCGGCCGGAUCCUCUGUCGGGUCACUGACGUGCGAGGCCGGCCUGAGCCUGGCCCCGCACGUCAGUGACCUAAGAGGAAUGGCUUCGCCUACCUGCUGUGACUGGGGACGCCAGGACCAAUUCCAUUCGCUCCACCCCGCGACCGCGAGUCCCUCCCUUCCUGCCUCCCCCCGCGGAAUCGUGAGGGUUCCCAAAUCGCCGGAGUUGAUCCUGCCGUGCGGGCGCGCGGUGGUUAGGGCUAGUCUGUCUCCGGAAAUGGACGCCCCCGAUUCCGGCGGUGGCGGCUCGGCGGAUGCCGGCGAGCCUAUCUGGGACUGGGGCAAUCUCCUCGACUUCGUCGUCCAGGAUGACGACUCCCUCAUCCUCCCCUGGGAUGACGCCGCCGGCAUAGCAGCAUCCGACCCCACCGAGGCCGCCACGGCACUGCUCCCCGCCUCGCCCCCGCUUCCGCAGUCGGUGGAGGAGGAGCCGGAGCCGGAGCCGGAACCGGGGCCAGUGCUUCCGCCGCCCCCUCUUCGGGUUCAGGGGAUCGGGCGCCGCGUCAGGAAGCGGGACCCGCGGCUGGUGUGCCCGAACUAUCUCGCGGGGAUAGUCCCAUGCGCGUGCCCCGAGGUGGACGAGAUGGUCGCCGCUGCCGAGGUGGAGGACGUGGCGACGGAGUUCCUUGCUGGCGCGCGGAAGAAGACUAAGACUGCUGGUCGCCGUGGCAAAGCGGAAGCUGCAGGUACUGCCGGAGGAACUGUCCGCGCGGCGGUGGCGGAGAUGAAGUGCCAAGUGCCUGGCUGUGAGGCGGACAUACGGGAGCUGAAAGGGUACCAUCGCCGGCACCGUGUGUGUCUGCGCUGCGCGCACGCUGCUACUGUCAUGCUCGAUGGUGUCCAGAAGCGCUACUGCCAGCAGUGCGGCAAGUUCCAUGUAUUACUAGAUUUCGAUGAAGAUAAAAGGAGUUGUAGAAGAAAGUUGGAGCGUCACAACAAAAGAAGACGAAGAAAACCUGAUUCCAAAGGAACAUUAGAUAAAGAAAUUGAUGAACCAUUGGAUAUGCCAGCAGAUGUUAGUGGCAGCGAUGAACUUAGAGAAGAGAACAUGGAAGGCAUAACCAGUGAGAUUCUUGAGACUGUUCUUAGCAACAAGGUGAUGGACAGAGAAACACCUGUGGGAUCUGAAGAUGUGCUUAGUUCACCAACCUGUACACAACCUUGUUUGCAAAAUGACCAAAGUAAAAGUGUAGUUACCUUUGCAGCUUCUGUUGAAGCCUGCAUUGGUGCAAAGCAGGAAAGCAUAAAACUUGCCAAUUCCCCAAUGCAUGACACCAAGAGUGCAUAUUCAUCCUCGUGUCCAACAGGGCGCAUCUCAUUCAAGUUGUAUGAUUGGAAUCCUGCAGAAUUUCCUCGACGACUACGACACCAGAUCUUCGAAUGGUUGGGUAGCAUGCCUGUUGAAUUGGAGGGCUACAUUCGUCCGGGUUGUAUUAUUUUAACUGUAUUUAUUGCAAUGCCACAGCAUAUGUGGGACAAGUUAUCAGAUGAUGCAGCAGAUCUUCUCAGAAACUUGGUAAAUUCCCCAAACAGUCUUUUGUUGGGUAAAGGGGCCUUCUUCAUUCAUGUCAAUAACAUGUUAUUUCAAGUACUAAAAGAUGAAACAACAUUGAUGAGUACCAGAUUAGAUAUACAAGCUCCAAGGAUUGAUUAUGUUCAUCCAACAUGGUUUGAAGCAGGGAAACCUGUCAAUCUUAUCCUUUAUGGAAGUUCUCUUGACCAACCGAACUUCAGGUCACUUCUGUCUUUUGGUGGAGACUAUUUGAAGCAUGAUUGCUACCGUUUACCAUCUCAUGAUACCUUUGAUGGUUUUGAGAGUGGUGAUUUUAUUCCUGAUUCUCAACAUGAAAUUUUCCGAAUUCACAUCACUCAAUCAAGACCAGAUAUUUAUGGACCUGCAUUUGUGGAAGUUGAAAACAUGUUUGGGUUAUCAAAUUUUGUUCCUAUCCUUUUUGGAAGCAAACAGUUGUGUUCUGAACUAGAGAGGAUACAUGAUGCUCUUUGUGGUUCUUACAGUGAAAAUAAUGUACUUGGUGAGUUACUCAGUGCUUCUUCUGAUCCUCAUGAGCACCGGAAACUUUGUAGUUCUGUGAUGUCUGGAUUCCUGAUCGACAUUGGAUGGCUUAUCAGAAAGCCUACUCCUGACGAAUUUAAAAGUGUGCUGAGUUCAACAAAUAUACAGAGAUGGAUAUGCAUGUUGAAGUUUUUGAUACAGAAUGAUUUCAUCAAUGUUCUGGAGAUAAUCGUGAAGUCAAUGGACAGCAUCAUGGGUUCAGAGGUUCUUUCAAACUUGGAAAGGGGGAGGUUGGAAGAUCAUGUAACAGCAUUUCUUGGAUAUGUAAGCCAUGCUCGGAAUAUUGCUGAUCGUAGAGCUAACCAUGACGAGAAAACACAGAUUGAAACAAGAGGCAUUAUUGUUACUUCUCCAAAUCAGCCAAACUUAGGCGCCUCAGUGCCAUUUGCUAGUGAAAACACUGACUUUGGAGGGGAUAACAAAUUGAACUCAACUGAUGAGGAAGAAAUUAUGCCACUUGUGACUAGAGAUGUCUCACACCGGCACUGCUGCCAGCCUGAUACGACUGUUAGGUGGCUUAAGCCCUCACUGAUUGUUACUUAUCCUGGUGGUGCCACGAGAAUGCGACUUGUUACGACUGUGGCGGUUGCGGCUGUUUUGUGUUUCACAGCUUGUCUUGUUCUUUUCCAUCCGCAUGGGGUAGGGGUGCUUGCAGCUCCAGUGAAGAGGUACUUGUCGAGUGACUCCGCAUCGUAGUUGAUGUUAUAGAUCAGAUAUUCUAUUUUGCCGUGCCGCUCUGCUCUGUCUGUAUCAUUUGCGCUUUGUUAAGGCAUAGCUUGUGUAUCUGAUUUUUUUGUAAGGGAACCAACACGCAGGUGCUUUUCAUCUGUGCAAAACUGGCAUCUUUUGUUUUUUUCAGACUGUAAGUAUAGGCGCCGGAAGCUCUGACCUGCUAAUGUUUGGGCAUGUAAACUUCUAAUGUAGUGCAUCAGUUAAUGGAAAAUAGCUGCAUUGCUGCAAA